Molecule: messenger RNA, 1362 nt
Organism: Microcebus murinus (gray mouse lemur)
Lineage: Eukaryota; Metazoa; Chordata; Mammalia; Primates; Cheirogaleidae
Gene: ACBD7
Product: acyl-CoA binding domain containing 7
Biological process (GO): fatty acid metabolic process
Molecular function (GO): fatty-acyl-CoA binding
Source: RefSeq, a predicted model, not a curated record
UGGGGUGGCUGCAGCGCGCGUUCAGAACGCAGGUGUUUCUGCUUUGCAAGGAGGAGAAAGGUGCAAACCGCACGCUCUUUGUUUGUCUCUGAUGCUGACCGGCGCCCCGGGGUUUCCAGGAAUUACACAGGACAGAGGGGAGUAAGUGGCAAGAAGGGGUCCCAGGGGUCCCAGGGGAGGUCGGGGCCCCGGGUUUCCCGCAAGAGACCUCUAGAGAAAGAGGAGACGAGCAGGCCAGGAGCGCAGAGGACCUCGUUGGAAUUCCCGUCGCUGCGCCUUCCACCUGGGGCAGCGGCGACAGGUGCGGACGGCGGGCGGGGCCGGCUCGCGGAUCAGCCCGCCCUCCCGCCUGCGGCCAAUGGGAGACAGCGAAGCCCGGACAGCAACCACGGGGAUCCGAGAUCCCAGCCAAUGGGGGCGCCCUUCGACGGGCGGGCGCCCUUUAAGAGGCGGCGGGGCGCGGCCCGGGAGCCCGAGCGCGCGGAGCAGCCACCCGGCCGGGCCAGCAUGUCCCUGCAGGCUGAUUUUGACAGGUUCGCAGAAGAUGUCAGGAAGCUGAAAUCAAGACCAGACGAUGAAGAACUCAAAGAACUGUAUGGGCUUUACAAACAAGCCAUAAUCGGAGACAUUAAUAUUGAGUGUCCAGGAGUGUUAGAUUUAAAAGGCAAGGCCAAAUGGGAAGCAUGGAACCUCCGAAAAGGAUUGUCGAAGGAAGACGCGAUGAGUGCCUACAUUUCUAAAGCAAAAGAGCUGAUAGAAAAGUAUGGAAUUUAGGAUUCUGCGUAUGAGAAACUUUUCUUUCUGAAGCUUUCACAGAGGUACCACGUCCUCACAUUCAGGGUGGAAGUACACGUUUAUGGAUCGUGUCUGUUUUUGCUAUUAGCAUGAACUGGAAUACUUAAAAUUAGGAGUACGCUGAAACUGCGUAGUUAAAUUGUACUUGCUUAACCUAGAUGACUGUGAAGGUUCUUUUAGAAAAAUAUUGCUCUGCUAGUGUGUAGACAAAGAUUUAACCAUUGUGUGUUCUCUUGGCUCCUCUGAUCUUCUCCAAUGAGCUUGUGUUACUGGUGUAAUAAAAACAAGGGAUUAAGAAUUAAUAGCAAGACUACUCUUUUGUUACACGUGUAGCUCUGGGCUCAGGCUGAUGCAGUGACACGCCUGGGUCCCGUCCUCACUGUGUGACCUACUUGCUGAGUGUCCUGGGGCCAGUUAUUUAGCCUUGCUAAGCCUCGUCUGUAGAGGAAAAAGAAUAAUAAUAUCACUCUCACCAGGUUGUUGUAAGAAUUCAAGGAGAUAACUGUACCCAUGCUACCCUCUUAAUAGAGCAAAUGCUAUAUAAAACAUAAUAAGCUGGAAAAUGUU